AUGUCUGACGGCUGUGCUGUGGAGCUCAGAUUCAGGACCAGCGUGUCGAGCGCGACCACCACGACCACGCCGACCCAGGAGCCGCCGUCGCUCUUCUGCUUCAGCGUCAUCAGGGUGACCAAGCAGAGCACCGAGCCAGAGCUCCUCGCGGCGCAGUACGAGAAGGGGGCCAGCAUCUUCAGCUGCGACGCGUACACGGUCCUCAGCAACGGCGGCUCGGUCUACCUCGCCGGGAGGGAGACGCCGGAGAUCGACGUGUCCACGGUCAAGCUCGGCCACAUUGGGGAUGCGGGGGUCACCACGAGCUCGUGGGUCAACACGGCGAUCUUCAUGGAGGCCUGGAACAUGGUCGGCGCCGAGGGCACCUUCCGGACCUGCGACUGGACCGUGAAGGUCGACCCGGACGCCGUCUUCUUCCCGCAGCGGCUCGCCCCGCGGCUGGCGCCCCACACCGAGAGCGGCGGCAACGGCUACUUUGUCAACAAUUGCGGCGCGUUCGUCCAGUUCGGCUGGAGCGAGUUCUACGGCUCGCUCGAGGUGUUCUCCCAGGCGGCAGUGGAGCGGUACCUCGUGAAGGCGAACCAGCAGCGGUGCAGGACCGAGCUGGAGUGGGACGGCUGGGGAGAGGACCUCUUCGUCAGCCAGUGCAUGGUCAAGCUCGGGGUGGACCACAUCGACAUGUUCGACAUGCUCGGCGACCAGCGCUGCGUCGCCGCGCCCUGCACCGACACGACCAAGGUCGCCUUCCACGACUUCAAGGACUCGGGCUCGUGGUUUGACUGCUGGUUCCAGUCCGGCGGCGUUCCGCGACCAGUCAUUCCGCUGCAGGUCGCCUCCGUCUGA
Molecule: messenger RNA, 843 nt
Organism: Prorocentrum cordatum
Lineage: Eukaryota; Dinophyceae; Prorocentrales; Prorocentraceae
Source: the annotation of a GenBank genome assembly